Molecule: messenger RNA, 3716 nt
Organism: Podarcis muralis (Common wall lizard)
Lineage: Eukaryota; Metazoa; Chordata; Lepidosauria; Squamata; Lacertidae
Source: RefSeq, a predicted model, not a curated record
UAACACCUGUGUUGUAUUUUCUCUUCUCAGGAAGCUGCACAGUCUCUGAUUUAUGCUGCAAUGGCAGGAUCCGUCUUGGAAAAUAUCCCAGAGAAAAUAAGUGAAUAUUUGGAAAGAGUUCAAGCCCUGUACUCAGCAGUUCAAAGAGUCGACCCCUUGAAGUCGAAGCAGCAGCUGGACUUGGAGCGGGCCCGUUUCCUGGUUACGCAGGCUUUCGACGAAGACGAGAAAGGCAACAGCGAGGAAGCGAUAGAGCUGUACACGGAAGCAGUGGAACUCUGCCUGAAAACGGCCAAUGAAACUUCAGAAACAGCUCUCCAGGCAAAACUGAAGCAGCUGGCUCGGCAGGCACUGGACAGAGCUGAAGCGCUGAAGGAUUCAAAGCCGUCUCAGAAAGACAAGCCGGUCCCAGCGAAACCAAAUCAGCAAGCCCGGACUUACUUUCCAUUAGGGCCUGAUUUUUCCUUGAACGAUAAGCCACAGGCAGUCAGAGCUGUGCAGGCCAGUGAACCUCAAGGUCAGCGAUACACCGCAGAGGAGAUUGAGGUGCUCAGGAAGACGUCAAAGAUCAAUGGCAUUGAGUACGUCCCUUUCAUGAGCGUUGACCUCAGAGAGCGUUUCGCUUUUCCAGUACCUUUCUCAGAUAGAUGUGGCAAGCUGCCGUUGUCUCCCAAGCAGAAGGCAAUGUUUUCCCGCUGGGUGCGGCCCGACGAGAUAACAAACAGCCCCACUAUGAUCUACACAGUGUCGAGCUUCAGCAUAAAACAGACAAUCGUGUCAGAUUGUUCCUUCGUAGCUUCUCUUGCUAUCAGUGCGGCAUACGAAAGACGAUACAACAAGAAGCUGAUUACCAGCAUUAUUUAUCCGCAGAAUAAAAAAGGAGAGCCAGAAUAUAAUCCGUGUGGAAAAUACAUGGUUAAGCUGCAUAUCAAUGGGGUCCCUCGGAAGGUGAUAAUCGAUGACUUCCUACCGGUGGAUCACAGCGGAGAACUUCUCUGCUCUUACUCCAACAACAAAAGCGAACUCUGGGUUUCCUUGAUAGAGAAGGCUUACAUGAAGGUUAUGGGAGGUUAUGAUUUUCCAGGAUCAAAUUCUAAUAUUGAUCUCCAUGCGUUGACUGGCUGGAUACCUGAAAGGAUUGCCAUGCACUCAGGCAACCAAUCUUUUGACAAAGACAGUUCCUUCAGGAUGCUUUACCAAAGAUUUCGCAAAGGGGACGUGCUCAUUACAACGGCGACGGGAGUGAUGACUGAGGAGGAAGGAGAAAGGUGGGGUUUAGUACCAACCCAUGCCUACGCUGUUUUGGAUAUCAGAGAAUACAAGGGGCUUCGAUUCCUCCAGCUGAAAAAUCCCUGGAGCCACCUCCGCUGGAAGGGAAGAUACAGUGAAAAUGAUAUGAAGAACUGGACCCCGGAACUUCAGAAAUACUUGAAUUUUGAUCCCAGAACGGCACAGAAAAUAGACAACGGGAUUUUCUGGAUUGCCUGGGAAGAUCUCUGCAAGUAUUACGAUGUCAUAUACUUGAGCUGGAACCCGAGUCUUUUCAAAGAAUCAACAUGCAUUCACAGUACCUGGGAUGCAAAGCAGGGUCCUGUGAAAGAUGCAUACAGCCUAGCUAACAACCCACAGUACAAACUAGAAGUUCAGUGCCCACAAGGUGGGGCUGCAGUUUGGAUCCUGCUCAGCAGGCACAUUACAGACAAGGAUGACUUUGCCCACAACCGGGAGUUCAUCACAAUGGUGGUAUACAAAACAGAUGGGAAAAAGGUUUACUAUCCUGCCGACCCUCCUCCGUAUAUCGACGGGAUUCGAAUCAACAGCCCCCACUAUCUCACCAAGAUCAAGCUGACCUCUCCGGGAACCCAUACGUUUACUCUGGUGGUUUCUCAGUACGAAAAGCAGAACACGAUUCACUACACGCUCAGGGUGUAUUCAGUGUGCAAGUUUAACUUCUGCAAGAUCCCGACACCAUAUACCAUAUCCAAACGGGUUAAUGGUCAGUGGAAAGGUCAAAGCGCUGGCGGGUGUGGGAAUUUCAGAGAGACCGCCAAGAACAAUCCUAUUUACCAGUUCCAGUUGGACAAGGCCGGCCCCCUCCUCAUUGAGCUACGAGGACCAAGGCAAUACAGUGUUGGCUUUGAAGUGGUGACCGUCUCUACAGUGGGAGAGCAAGGCUUUCAGAAGAAAAACAGCGGCGAUUACAGUGAGCCUGAGGCCAGGGAGGAAAUAUAUUUAAAUGGCUGAUAUGCUUUUUAAUUCUGCAAUUUGGGUGCUCAAGGGAAGAGUCUACGGCGCACACAAUAAUAUUAAAUCCAGAGCUUUUGGUGGUGUUCUUUUUACUAUUUAUCACUGUGCCACAAAUGGGACGAACAAUUGUACCCCUUCGCUCUGACUUCCAAGCUUGAAUCUUGCCAUGUAUCAGAGAAAAAAAGAAAACACGACAACUGUUUAGUUUUCGCUUUAUUAUUGACCGUUCCAUUUGGCACUUGCAGAGUUCAUUUCCUCAGUCGAAACAUAAGCCAAACGCACAAAUGGAAGUUGUCUGUAUAUUGAGGGGAACAAAUUUGUAAAGGCUUCCCUAAAAGAAUUUUAAGCACUUUCAACAGAACCAUACUGCACAUGAAAACAAAACUGAAGAGUGAAAGGAACAUUCACUGUAGUGCGAAGGGUAUAUAUAUAUAUAUAUUGUACAUUUGUUUUCAGAAUAGCUACACGAAACUGUAGUUGGGGACAAAAAAACACAACAGAACUAAGCUAAGGAACAGAAAAUCUGAGGACGGGGCAGCCAAGGAAACGAGUAAGUUUUAUUAGCAAUGGCAUAUGUCAGUUUCAGAAAUGCUAACUACCAAAACAAAAGUCCUAUGAUUUUAACUACCUCUUAUUAGCAUAACUACCCGACAUCUCUACUGCGUAACAGCUGUCGCUGAACAUGCUUCGACACCCUUCCCAAUCUUACUCGACUUCUUUUCACUCGAGGGAUGCUAAAUUUAUAAGUCCUUUAAUUACUCUACAAACCCUAUAACAUGACAACCUACAGCGAUAUUUAGAAGUACUCACUCACCCCAUUAAACCCCUAACUGGCAAAUAGACCAUCUGUUCAUGCAGGACAACUCCCUCUUCAAGCUUUGUAGGCCCAAGGUGUAAAAAUAAUAUUUUCCUGAUCCUACCUAGCAACGGACACCAGCCAUACCAGAGAAGGUUGUCUGUAACAGCUCCGAUGUACAUUUCAUUUUUCUUACUGGAUCCGUAAUAAUUGGGACAUCUUCUCCGAAACAUGGUACACUAAGAAAAGGCAUGUUCAUCAAUAUUAACAACAUAUUUAUGUUACCCUUGAGGUAUAAUUUUUACUCGAAUAUGAGGUCUAGAGACUCAGGGAAGGUUUCUAGACUCGGUCACAUGCAACAGUAUCCUUUUAUAAUCCAAAAUAUAAAUAUAGAUGUUGAAAGUAGAAGGCUAGGCCGCUGGUCUAAACAGCAGCCCGGCUCAAAAAACGGGCAUUGCCUACAAAAUGGACACUGGCUGCUCCUCCUAAACGUUUGGUUCGGUCUUCCAUUUCCCGACUGGCACAGAACUCCAUACGCGGAACGCAACUCGUUAUUGCUUCUGCCAAAACUGCUACCAGAGUGUCUUGCAAAGGCUGCGAAGUCCGACAAGCGCAGCGGAUGUUUUGUGACCGGUUUCCGUCACGGCGAAAGAUUUUGCUUGCAUUUCUAAAA